Molecule: messenger RNA, 1962 nt
Organism: Ctenopharyngodon idella (grass carp)
Lineage: Eukaryota; Metazoa; Chordata; Actinopteri; Cypriniformes; Xenocyprididae
Gene: slc25a51b
Product: solute carrier family 25 member 51b
Exons: 2
Coding region: 186-1088 (300 amino acids)
Source: RefSeq, a predicted model, not a curated record
CCGGUCUCUCACUCUUUCCACCUGAAGUGGUCAAGUGGAAACACUAGAAACUAAAUACGCGGUACCGCCUCACUGACCCUAACCAGACCAAUACAGCCGUGAAUUUUCCCCGGACCACAACCAAAAGGUUGGAAUGGGCGUUUCCCUGGAUCUCUUCUACUGACCAGUCAGAUGCUUAGUUUCCUAUGGGGGUCGUUACUACUAUGGACCCGGAUUCGGGCAAGUUGGGUAAAAGUGGCCACACUCUGAUAGGAGCCAAUGUGGGCGCUCGAGGAAAGCACUACGUGUGCGGCUCAUUUGCCGCUUUCACUAACAUCAUCGUAACCUUCCCGAUUCAGAAAGUCCUGUUCCGGCAGCAGCUUCACGGCGUCCGAGCGACCGAAGCCGUCCGUCAGCUGCAGCGGGAUGGGUUGAGGCGUCUCUACCGAGGGCUCCUGCCUCCCCUACUGCAGAAAACCACUACCGUGGCCAUCAUGUUUGGCCUGUACGAGGAUUUUUCCCGGCUGCUUUUGCGGCACGCCCGUGGCAGCGGUGCACCCGAGCUUCUUACUCGGAGCACUGCCGCCGCGCUGGCCGGUACGGCCGAGGCCGCCCUCACGCCCUUCGAACGAGUGCAAACGCUGCUUCAGGACCACCGGCACAACGGGCGCUUUAACAACACCGCCCACACCUUCCGGACUCUCCUGCGGGAUUAUGGCGUGAGGGAGUGCUACCGCGGGCUGGUCCCAAUUUUGUUGAGGAACGGACCUAGUAACGUUCUGUUCUUCGGGUUACGUGGGCCCAUUAAGCAGCGGCUGCCCGAUGCCCGAACCCGGGUGGGUCACAUAGCCAAUGACUUUGUGUGCGGCGGGCUGCUGGGUGCAGCCUUGGGCAUCAUGUUCUACCCGCUGAACGUGGUCAAAUCCCGAGCGCAGGCUCAGGUCGGGGGUGAGUUUGUUCCCUGCCGGCAGGUGCUGAUGACAGUGUGGCGGGAAAGAGGCGGCAGCAUCGUGCUGCUCUUCCGCGGAGCGACGCUCAACUACCACCGAUCCUUGCUGUCCUGGGGGAUCAUCAAUGCAACUUACGAGCUUCUCCUGAAAAUUUUCUGAUGGAUAACGGAGUGCACUUUUUCCAAACCAAGCCAAAAUUGAGUGCGUUUUCCCUCUUUAAAAAAGGGUCUGAACACUGCCAGCGGCACUUAAAUGUAUAGUCCACUUAAAAAUGAAAAUACUAUUAUCAUUUACUAACCCUCAUGUUGUUCCAAAUUUGCAUGACGUUAUUUCUUCUGUGGAACACAGGUAUUUUGAAGAAACCAGUUUUGGUUCCCAUUGACUUGAAAUGUUCGGCUUUUGUUUUCUGCAGAAGAAAGAAAUGCAUGCCGGUUUGGAAUGACAUGAAGGUGAUUAAAUGAUGAUGGUAUUUUUAGGUGAAAUGUCUCUGUAACAUCUGCACUUAAUGAUCUGUAUACGGACGCCGUUCAUGUGCCGAUGCUGACAUAUAAAGUCUGCCCGUAUUGCUUGGCUACUAUAAGUGUUGUGAAAUGUAUCGCCACAUGUCUUGGCUCUCGUAUGUUUUGUAUUGGCUCUUUUACUCACUUUUAUGGAGAAACACGGAUGGAGAAAGCACAGUGUUGCACUACUGACAGUACAUUUCUACUUUUUUUUUUUUGUGGUUUUGUUUGAAAACCUGAUGCACAAACUCUGGACUGAAGUAUAGCAAGCCAUGCGUCUUCGUGAGUGUUACGUGCAGGUUGACAGAGCGUUCGUACACGGGUGUGACUUGUGGACCAUGCAAAGAGAGAGACGUCUGUACAGGCCCAUGAUAUGUUAUAUUGUUUUUGCCAAUCAAUCAGAAAACAUCCAGAUGUAUUCAAAGAUUUGUGAUCAUUUUCAUGAAAUGCUAUUUUUAUGUAACGAGUGUUUUGCGACAUAAAUGAAAUGUUCACAUUGUUGUGGGUGGAAAGUAAACAAGUAAUUUCUUUAA